Acanthocheilonema viteae is the source of this 591-nucleotide messenger RNA. The record is from the annotation of a GenBank genome assembly. NCBI's taxonomy places the organism in Eukaryota, Metazoa, Nematoda, Chromadorea, Rhabditida, Onchocercidae.
AUGACUGACCAAGCGGAAAUACCAUCGUCACAAAGUAAACGUGAGCUAAAAUGUCUAAAAGAGGAAGUUGGAUCGAAAUUGCGAGUUUUCCCGGAUUUUCCAAAGCCAGGGAUCAAAUUUAUAGAUGUAAUGGUAUUAAUGCGCUAUCCGUUGUUACUCAAAGAACUGUGUGCAGCAAUAGCUGAGUAUGUUCGUAUUGAAAUACCGGUUGCAAUAGAUGCAAUUGCUAGUUUAGAAGCUCGUGGUUUUUUAUUUGGUCUCCAAAUCGCGAUGAUAUUGAAAGUGCCUUUUAUUCCAAUUAGAAAAAAAGGCAAGCUACCAGGAAAAACAUACAAAGAAGUCUACCAAAAGGAAUACGGCGAAGAUAUAAUCGAGGUACAAGAAGAUGCAAUCAAACAGGGUUCAAAAAUAUUAUUGGUGGAUGAUCUUUUAGCAACGGGUGGUAGUUUAAAAGCAGCUAUAUCGCUCAUCGAGAAGGCUGGUGGUAACGUUGCUGGAACGUUCACAUUAAUCGAACUUGCUUACCUAGAGCCACGCAAACAUAUGCCAGAGCAUGUUCCUGUUCAUUCUUUUAUCAUUUUAACUGAAUAA